AACUGGAUGUUUAACUAAUUUCACAUUUCUCUUGCAAUUAAUUGGCUAUAGGGCGCAAGUUUAAAAAUAAAUUGCUCUCACAAAUAACACUAAGUGCGGCGCAUCGAGGCUGUUUCUAACGGAAGACGGUUUAAUCCACCGAUCAAAGAGUGAGUUUACCAGGCUAUACAAACUUACAUUCGGAAUCAUUAUAUUUAGAGGAAUUAUUAUGCGAUAAACUUGAAAUACUCAAGAAGACAAUGAAAAUACAUGUGAAUGUGUGGCAUGAUAUAAAAGCAGAAAAUUGACAUUUGAAUAUAUGGGACAAUUUUUCUUGAAGAUAAUUCAGUUUUAGGUGGAGAACGAAAGUGCAGGCAAAGACUAGUUUCGACAUUUCCUUAGAAAACACAUUAUGGAGAACUUUAAAUGCAAGAGAAAAAAAGAUAUAGAAAUGUUACUCAAGCUGCAACGGAAAUAUAUAGUUGGUACUAACUUAAAAGACUCAAAAUAUUACUUGUCAUUAAAGAGUGGUGAUUUUAACCCUAGAGAACUGAAACCUUGUUCUUCCCAAAAUUAUCAUAUUGGUGGAGUGACUCCUGUUCUAUAUCCGAGUAAUAAUAGCAACAAUAAACAUACCAAGCUAACAGAAGAGAAAGUAAAACAGAAGAAUCUUAAUAAACUCCAGUUUAAAUCUCUGCCCCAAGCUUCAGACUUUUCUAUAGAUGCUAAAACAAAAUACAUACGUAAACCAUCUAUACUGGAGAGAAUUGAAAGAAAUGAACUCAAUUUGAAAAAGAAACUUAAAUCAGAUAUCAGAAUUUAUGACUGUAAAAGAACUUUCUCAAAAUGCAUUAUAAAGAAAGCAAAGACAAAAACAGAAUUUACUUACCUUCUUCCAGAAUUGAAAAAAGAAAUAGAAAUGAAAGACAUUAAGAAAGUAAUAUUCAAUAAACCUUCAAGCAAAUUGAAUGUUCAGUUUUAUAACAAUAGUGAGAUACGAUUAGUAGCAAAUAACUUUUUUAAGUGGAUGGAAUCCAUUGGUGAAGGCGGACCAUAUCUAACAGUCAGUUCAUUAUAUAGCCUUUUGUUGAACAGUUUUGAGAUAAAACCCUCAUUGGCUAUAAAUCUACAAAUAAUCGAUGAAAAGGAACUGGGCAUUGGCUUUCGUAGAUGUUCUACCGAAUUAGAGAGUUUUACCUUUGGCCAUGAAAAUCCUUCCUACGUCGAAUAUUUUGACAAUAGAAUAAGUAAGAAAGAGCUUUUAAGAUUUGAGAAACUAUUCUCCAAUGAUGAAUAAUUAUGAUGAUGACAAAAAUUAUCAUAAAUAUAAACAAAAAUAAUGGCCAAACAGUGAAAAUUUAUAUUGAACUUUUCUAAUCACUUCGCAAGUUACUGUUAUAUAAAGGAACAAAAAUUAUUAUUUAAUAUAGAUUUUAAACUGUAUUAAAUCUAUAAAUGAAUUUCUGGCAUGUAAUAUAUUCUAGUGAAGUUUGCAGAAAACAAAAUUUAUUCAUAGAAUGGAAAUCGUGUAAUCAAAUGAAAUUAUAA
Molecule: messenger RNA, 1527 nt
Organism: Octopus bimaculoides (California two-spot octopus)
Lineage: Eukaryota; Metazoa; Mollusca; Cephalopoda; Octopoda; Octopodidae
Source: RefSeq, a predicted model, not a curated record